AGUCCUUAACAUAUUCUAAUUGUGAAAAGUUUUUAAAGUCCAAAGUUAUACACACAAGAAUUACCCCUAAGAAAGAGAAACCUGUGAGGAAUGGAAUUCUUUGUCGCAUCAAUAAAUGUGAUUUAUGACCACAAUUUAUUAACUUGACAUGAUUUUCAAAAAACGAAAUCUUUCAACAGUUUAAAGUUUGGUUUAAAGGAAGGAUUCCUCAGAGAGAAAAAAAGGAAGCAACGAAAACCUGGGAAUGGCUUUAAUUGGUUGCUAGAGUUGUCUGUCUCCCAAGAUUCAAAAUUUUUCACUGAUCACAUUCUUGCAGGGAAAACCCAGAUUGAGAAUUCUCGCUUUGGUUCCAACACUGGUUGUCCUGCUGUGUGGGUUAUGGUUUCAGUUUGAACUUCAAACUUGAUGACUGGCAUCUGGUUUCUUUUUUUGGGUUUCAACUUAUAUCUUUGUAAACGUAGAUUAAGAAGAUCUUGAGCAUAAUGGGAAUUCCCUUGCGGAGGAAGACAAAUGAAACAAUGAGGCUUCUUAUAACAACUUUUGCAGGAGUUAUUUUUGGCUUCUUUUUAGGUGUAUCUUUUCCGACGAUUUCAUUGACUAAGAUGAAUUUCCCAUCCAGCCUAUUUCCUUCCAUCGAUAUUACAUAUAUUGAGGAUAAAUAUUCUGGCCUUUCAACCCAAGCACUGUUUGAUGCCUUUAACUCUCUCAAGGCUGAUAAGGCCAUGUCCGUGCCAUCUUCCAAAGACAAUGAGACAAAGAUCUGGAUUCCAACAAAUCCACGGGGUGCUGAAAGACUUCCCCCUGAUAUAAUUGAAUCUGAGUCAGAUUUAUAUCCUCGUCGAUUAUGGGGUCAGCCAAGUGAGGAUUUAUCUAUCAAACCAAAGUAUCUUGUAACUUUUACCGUUGGUAUUAGUCAGAAAUACAAUAUUGAUGCAGCUGUAAGAAAGUUCUCGGAGAACUUCACUAUUAUGUUGUUUCAUUAUGAUGGUCAAGCCAGUGCAUGGGACGAAUUUGAGUGGUCAAAGCAAGCUAUUCACGUGAGUGUUCGAAAGCAGACUAAAUGGUGGUACGCGAAGCGCUUUUUGCACCCUGACAUUGUUGCACCCUAUGACUACAUUUUUAUGUGGGAUGAGGAUCUUGGGGUGGAGCACUUUGAUGCAGAGGAAUACAUAAAACUUGUCAGAAAACAUGGUUUAGAAAUAUCCCAGCCAGGUUUAGAGCCAAAUAGUGGGCUGACAUGGGCAAUGACAAGGAAAAGAGAUGACACUGAAGUUCACAAGGUUACCGAGGAGAGACCUGGCUGGUGUACUGAUCCACAUUUGCCUCCAUGUGCAGCAUUUGUUGAGAUCAUGGCUACUGUGUUCUCUCGCGAUGCAUGGCGAUGUGCUUGGCAUAUGAUUCAGAAUGACUUGGUUCAUGGAUGGGGUCUGGAUUUCGCUCUUAGGCGAUGUGUUGAGCCUCCUCAUGAGAAAAUAGGGGUUGUAGAUGCUCAGUGGAUUGUGCAUCAAGGUGUUCCUUCACUUGGGAACCAGGGGCAUGCAGAGGGUGGAAGGGCACCAUGGGAAGGGGUGAGGGAAAGAUGCAGGAAAGAAUGGGCUAUGUUCCAAGAUCGGAUGGCUGAUGCAGAGACAGCAUAUUUUAAAGCAAUGGGAAUGAAUACUUCCAAUUUAACAGCUCAUAAGUGGAUAGAGUCUUAAUACUUGCAUUAGAGUUGUACAAGUAGGCUUCUAGAUGUCAUGCUACUUCUAUUUUUUGAUAAAAAGGUGACUUGGGUCCUAUCAGCGUAUGCAAUGUUUGUAUAUAAGUCACUUUUGUGUUCAUACAGUUCUAUCAAUGUUAAUAUUAUAUUUUUGGGCAA
Theobroma umbraticum is the source of this 1858-nucleotide messenger RNA. Its product is annotated as lysine ketoglutarate reductase trans-splicing protein (DUF707). Lineage: Eukaryota; Viridiplantae; Streptophyta; Magnoliopsida; Malvales; Malvaceae. The record is from RefSeq and is a predicted model, not a curated record.